This is a messenger RNA of Trachymyrmex septentrionalis, 1277 nucleotides long. RefSeq lists its product as uncharacterized. The record is from RefSeq and is a predicted model, not a curated record. NCBI's taxonomy places the organism in Eukaryota, Metazoa, Arthropoda, Insecta, Hymenoptera, Formicidae. The coding region runs from base 1 to 1092 and encodes 363 amino acids. The transcript has 4 exons.
AUGAUGAUGAAGUGUGACGAAAAAAAACGUGAAAUGUUCUCGCGACGCGCUUGCAGCGAAAGCGGACCGCAUCCUGGAAUACCGGGAUAUGGUAACGUGCCCGUCGGCGGUCAUCUUUGGGGAAAAAGAAAUCAGGGACGCACCUCAGCGCCGAUUGUCGGUCACGCGAGACCACCCGCUAUAAUUCUGAGAACGAGAAGGAGUUGGCCCGUCGCGCCCACACAUUGUCGAAGGGAUUCAGAUGCAGAGGAGAAGGGAACUGCGCGAUGCAUCGUACCGAAAUGCCGAUUUGCGAUCAAUAAAUUACUGCAGGAUCGUUUUCGAGCUUCCAAAGCCCUCUUCUUGUGUUCUAGUAUGCACUUAAAUGCAUCACAUUUGCUUUUAGCGAAGGUUCAGUUCGCACAAUGCGUUUUGGAUCAGAGAGGUGCCGAGGUGGGGGGCGCGUGGUCUUGCUGCCUGCCGUGCGCCGGCGGCGGCGGGGGUGGGGGUGGUGUUGAUGUCUCGGGGGCCACCCCUGAGACCAAGAAGGGUUCUUUGCUGAAGCAUCACUAUCAAGAGCCCCACCAGCAGCAAAGAAGCCAACAACACGAGCAUCAACAACAGCAGAAAGCUCUGCAACAGGAGAAACAAUAUCUUUAUCAACCACCGAAACGCAUUUGCGUGGCUCAAUUUAAAGAACGUGCGCCACUCGGUGAUCUCGAUGAAGACCUUGACGAUCUUGACGACGAAGAGAAGGAGUGUGAGCUAAGGAUAGGCGAAGAAGAAGAUUACGGUAGGGAGGGCAGUACUCAGCAUCGGCUUAGCCCGCGUCUACACGACAUCGAGGAGGAGGACGAUGAGGAGGGUCGUCACAUCCGAGAACGACCUUAUCAACCGAAAAAAUCGCCUACGCCGAGCGGCAGCAGAUCGGGUUGGCGUUCUCGUAGGAGCAUCACGACGGCGGGAGCCCCCGGAGGGCACCAACACCACGUGAUUGCUACUGCCGCCGCGACGGCUCAGGCUAGGAUGCAGGCCGAGCAGGGCAGCAUCGGCGAGCUACGUGGGUACCACAACCUGCGAUCCCGCAGGCACACCUUGGCCAACGUUCGGUGAGUCUCGAUUUUAACCAUUACACUGGGAUGAAAGGCGAACGGAGCGCCGAUCAAUACUUGCAGAUGGCAAGAAUAUUCAGAAAACAUCGCACGGAUGUCUAAAAAGUGUAAAUUUUUUAGAUAUUCUUUAAACAUUCGUUGUGCGGAUAGAUUCGUUCUGCGCUGUUUGAUUUCUAUUAUUUACGA